Opisthocomus hoazin is the source of this 317-nucleotide messenger RNA. The record is from RefSeq and is a predicted model, not a curated record. NCBI's taxonomy places the organism in Eukaryota, Metazoa, Chordata, Aves, Opisthocomiformes, Opisthocomidae.
GAACAUUCCUCACAUGUCCUUUGAUGACACAGCCAGGGAGCCGGAGCAGACGUUCAGCCUGAACCGGGACCCGCUGGGCGAGCUGGAGUACCCCACCAAAAUUGCCCGUUUCUCCAACGUUCACCACCUCUCCAUCCACUUCCCGAAGAACUUUGGAGCAGAGACAACGAAGAUUUUUUACAUAGGCCUGAAGGGAGAGUGGACGGAGGCUCAUCGCCACGAAGUCACCAUCUGCAAUUACGAAGCAUCGGCCAACCCAGCCGAUCACAAGCUGGAACAGAUCACCCCGCAGACUCACUUCAUCUCCUAACAGCGCC